AUUGGCUUUCCCAAAGAGAAAUACAUUUCCACCCCUAGAUCGAAUCGGUUAUGCGCCCCUGGCCGGAGCUGGGUAGCCGAUGAAAUAACGAAAUGGGUUGCGGACACGCGUCUGCGCCCUAGAGCCUUCACGGGGCUCCGGCUGCGGCCAGUCCUGGUAGCGCAGUCCCCGUAAAAGGACGUCGUGGCGCCCGAGGUCGGUCCGCGACAAUCGGUCUUUCGUGCCACGAGUUUUUUGGUUUCGGAUCGGAGGGAUGGAAUAUCUGGAUAUCGGCCAACAUAUCGACAUCAGCGUUGUCUGUGGGCGAGCGUAAUGGCUCUAAUCGGACGAAAAUAAUCAUUGGACAAACGCAACCGGUUGACAUGAGAGUGUCGAAGGUGUUUUCCGCUGAUUUUCCGGACGUCCGACUCAGCUGAUUUUCCGACACGUGGCCAAUUUUGACGUGACAUGGCCGACCACGAUCCCUUUGACGACGAAUUGGUGUCGAGCAACACGACGCAGCGCAACUGGCGCGGCAUCCUCAUCGCCCUGCUGGUGAUCGUGGUGGUGUUGGCGCUGAUCGUGACGUCGGUGGUGCUGCUGACGCCGCCCGACGACGGGCCGCGCGUCAAGGGCGCCCGCUUCUCGCUGCACGACGUCCUCGGCCACGACUUCCAGCCGUUGCGGUUCAACGGCACCUGGGUCUCAGACAAUGAGCUGAUCCUCAAAGACCACUGGGGAGGUAUAAGCAUCUUGAACGCUCACAAUCUAUCUAUGAGAACGCUCAUGUCCAAUCACACCUACUUGCGUUUGAACCCCUCGAGAUAUCAACUGUCACCGGACCAGCGGUACCUGUUGCUGGCCGUGAACGUGCAGAAACUGUUCAGGCAUUCCUAUUUGGCGCAGUACGUCAUCUACGACAUCCAAACAGGCAAUGAUUUUCCACUGCGACCGAUGCCAGAAGAAGAAAACCACCCGUUCCUGCUGCUGGCCCAAUGGGCGCCGAAAGGCAAGGGCCUAAUCAUGGUGCAGGACUACAACAUCUACUACAGGAAGAGUCCCAAUUCGCACACGGGAUACAUGAUCACCAACACCGCUGUACCGGGUGUUGUGAGUCACGGGGUGCCGGAUUGGUUGUACGAAGAGGAAAUCCUGGGUACGAACACGGCCAUCUGGAUGUCCAUGGACGGGCUGAUGGUGGUGUUCGCCACCUUCGAUGACUCCCUGGUGGAGGAAAUCCGCUUCCCUUGGUACGGCGCCGACCGUCUGUACCCCGACGUCAGAUCCUUGCGGUACCCCAAGCCGGGCACCAGGAACCCCAUCGUCACGCUGACGGUGGCCGAUUUGGCCGAUACGUCGAACGUGAAGAAGAAGCGCGUGCUACCUCCUCCAGUUCUAGCCAGAAGCGAUCAUUACUUCACGUCAGUAUCUUGGAUCAGUUCGACAGAGAUAUCAGUGGUGUGGCUGAACCGUCCUCAGAACUUAUCUGUGAUAACGAUAUGCUCCACUCCGAAAUGGGACUGUCGAGAGACACAACGUAUCAGUGGCGAAGGAUUGGGAUGGGUCGAUCCCGGCGACAGUCCCGUCUUCGGCCCGAACGGCGACACUUCGAACUACGUGACAGUGGCGCCGGUGCGGGACGGUCCGGCGGGCAGCUACCGGCACGCCGUCGCAGUGAACAUACCGAAGAGAAGGGCGGUACCGCUGACGCACGGCCGGUACGACGUGGCGAGGAUACUGGCUUGGGACCACGCCAAUGACGUCAUAUAUUUUCUGGGUAUUCCCGAAGGCAAGCCGGGCCAGCUGCACCUGUUCAGAGUGACGUCGGUGCCGCCACGGACGGGCGCUUCGCUGCCCCCGCCCGUCUGUCUCACCUGCGUCGAGGAGCCCAAGCCGACGGCCGACCCCUUCGUCACGCUCGACGAGAACGUUUAUAGGGUGAAAUCAACGGACUGGGAGGACGAAGACGACGAGCACGUAGCCACGACAGCGGCGCCGCGACGCAACCGGCGUCGCAAGCACCCGCCGGUGCCCAAGGAGCCCCCCUGCCAGUACCACAACGCCCACUUCAGCCCGACCGCCGCCUACUACGUGCUGGAGUGUCUGGGGCCCGGCGUGCCCACCAGCGCCCUCUACCGGACGGCGAUGCCGGCGCCGCGACGCGCGAUGUGGCUGCAGAAUAAUACGGCGCUAAGGGAGAGGGUGGCCAGCAUGGCGGUGCCGCAGGUCAGGACGUUUCCCGUGCAGAUUUCCGGGGGAUACAACGCGCAGGUCCGUCUCCAUCUGCCCCCCGGCCUGCGCGAGGACGAAAUCACGCGCUACCCUCUAGUCGUGCAAGUGUACGGCGGUCCUGGCUCCCAAUUGGUCACCGACAGAUGGCGCGUCGACUGGACCACCUACCUGGCCUCGCACGAGGACUUCGUAGUGGCGCAAAUAGACGGUAGAGGGACUGGGGGGCAGGGCCACCGCGUCAUGCACGAGGUGUUCAGGAGGUUGGGGAAGGUCGAGGUGGCCGAUCAACUCGAAGUUACGGAGUAUUUGAGGGAUACUCAACAUUUCAUCGACAAACGCAGGGUGGCAGUUUGGGGAUGGAGUUACGGGGGGUUUGUAGCCACAAUGGCGUUGGCAAGCCCCAAAAAAGUUUUCCAGUGUGCCAUAGCCGUUUCCCCUGUCACCAACUGGAAAUUAUACGAUUCUGCGUAUACGGAACGCUUCAUGGGCCUGCCCAACGUAACCGACAACUACAAGGGUUACGAGGAGGCGGACAUCAGCCGGCAGGCGUACCAGCUCAAGGACAAAAUGUUCUACCUCAUCCACGGCACCGCGGACGACAACGUCCAUCUGCAGCAGUCGAUGGCGCUGGUAAAGGCCCUCGCCGAGGCUGGCACCCUCUUCCGGCAACAGGUGUAUCCAGACGAGAACCACAGUUUGGGUGGGGUUAAAAGACAUCUCUACGAGAGCAUGGGACACUUUCUGAGCGACUGUUACAGAAAGCAGAUCCCGCCCGAAUUCAAAGCAGGUCUCAGAGAUAACACCGAAGACGAGUGAUGGGAACGCGAGUAAAUCGAAAAAAUCGAACACCGUUUCGUGUUGUACGGGAUUUCAGGUAACCAAAUUAAAAUGUUUCUGAAUCUUUAAAACCGUGUUUUUGCUCUGAAGUGAAUGGAAAGGGAUUUUAGUAGAGCUUGACAAAGAGCAAAAAUCAUAAUGAACUUUUAUCUUAUAAAAGUUCAACUUCCUUUUCCCGAUUUCCCCGAAUUCUUUUCUUCAUAUUUUCCCCUCAAAUUUUAAAUAACAUUUUGACUUGUUGAAUAAAAAUUCUGAUGAAAUAAAUUAAUACAAUUAUAU
This is a messenger RNA of Phaedon cochleariae (mustard beetle), 3327 nucleotides long. NCBI's taxonomy places the organism in Eukaryota, Metazoa, Arthropoda, Insecta, Coleoptera, Chrysomelidae. The record is from the annotation of a GenBank genome assembly.